CGUAGAAGUUGUGCUUCGCUAGACACAGACACACAAACACUGCACACUGGAGAAAGCAGGUUGGAAGCCAACAACCGCCAGGCACAAAUGCUGAGCCUGACCGUUUGACCAAGCGGGACCCUCCUCCAGCCAGCGAUGCUGCGCUCCUCCAGCCGCCCGUCAAAGACCCCGGUGCCCCCAGAGGACCUUUCGCUGCCCGAGGCCUACAACCUGCUGGCUGCCCUGAUGCAGUUCAUCGGGAUGGUCGUCCUCUGCGUGGCCAUCUACAUGCGGAAUUGGGUUUGGCUGGAGCCCGAUGAGACCCACCUCGGACCCCAGCCGGUGGCCUUCUACAGCUUCGGGAUACCCUACAAGGUGAACACCUCGAGGAACAGCUCAGAAUAUUUAUAUUUUUUCCAGAAGGACCGACAUGCGCUGAGUCUAAUUGUGAUCACGGUUUGCUUUCUGAAUCUCUGUUUUGGCGUCACAGCCUUUCUCCUGGAUUACCUGGAAUUCCAGAUGCUGGAGAAGUAUCGGAUUACGCUGGUCUCUUCCUUCCAUAUUUCCUCAGGGAUAUCCACCACGGUGCUCAUAGCGAUCUGCGUUUGGUGCUUUAAGAAGGGAAGCUGUGCUCAGCAAGCCAGGUUUGGGAUUGACAAACCAGCCUAAGGAAGAGAUCUCCGUCGGAGACGUCAUGCGACAUUCUGGCUACAUGGGAUCUCCGUGGCAGGAAAAGAAGCCAGGCCAAAGGAAGACAGGACAAAAUUGCUUGGGGGCUGCGAGUCGGGGGCACAUCUUUAGAAUCCAGCAUUUGCAGAGUUAUUAUCUUGGGAUCAACUCAGAGUGAUCCAGACAGACCUUCCUCUGCUUGCCCCAAAAUUUUUUUUUAAAAAAACAAAACCUUCAAAAUAAAGAUUAUUUUACUAUU
Pantherophis guttatus is the source of this 907-nucleotide messenger RNA. RefSeq lists its product as uncharacterized. NCBI's taxonomy places the organism in Eukaryota, Metazoa, Chordata, Lepidosauria, Squamata, Colubridae. The record is from RefSeq and is a predicted model, not a curated record.